CAAAAGUUUAUGAUCUUUUACCAGCAUGUCAAACGGUCAUAAUUCACCGCGUACAGAAUAACAUGUUAAUGCGGGUUUGUGAUCUGUCUGAAUAAAAUAAUAAUGACAAAAAAAGGUAAAGAUAAAGAUCUUCCGUGACUCUGCACACAGUAUCGUUUCAUCACACAGCAAAUUACAAAUUACAAAAUUGUUCUCCUCCACAACAGCGAGAGCUCCUGAUCGUGUGGUUACAAGUUCGCACUGCUUUUCAUCAUGAGUAACAUCACCUCCUCCUGCAUGGAAUCUCAGACUCUUGUUUCCUCCAUUUUAAAGCCCAUUUUCAUUUUGGAGUUCAUCUUUGGCUUGCCUGGAUUUGUGUUUGCUCUUUGGAUAUUGUUCUUCAAGUCUCCAUGGAAAGCUUACAAUGUGUAUGUCUUCUGCUUGGUAAUAUCCGACCUCCUACUCCUCGCCGGGCUGCCUUUCCUCAUAGAUUAUCUCUUCCGUGGUGAAGACUGGAUAUUUGGCGAAUCCUUUUGUCGCUUCGUUCUGUAUAUUAUAUCUGUGAACAACUCAACAAGCAUGGCCUUCAUGUCGAUUUUAGCCGUGGACCGCUUCUUCAGGAUAAUUCACCCACACCAUCGCAUUUCUCGAAUGAGUGUGAGACAAGCAAUUGUGUUGGUUUGCACAGUUUGGGUGGGUGUUCUACUCCUUCGCCUUCCAGCCGCCUUGAACCUGGCUCUUGCAUCUCGUCGAAACUCGUCGAAGCUCACAUGCCACAGUUAUCUGUCAUGGACAUGGCCGUCGGUUCAAAUGAGGAUAUAUAAUUCAGUACAGCUGAUGGAGGUCCUGCUAGGGUUCACACUGGUGGUCUUCAGUUUUGUGCGCGUUUUCUCUCGCGUCCACGGUCAGCAGUCUAAGGGCACACAACGCAGGGUGAAGCGGGCAGUGAGAUUGCUUCUGUUUCUUGUGAUCAUGUUUGUUUUGUGUUUCUUACCUACAGUCACUUUUGGCAUCUUACUUCAAGUGUUCCCCUGUUCUGAGUUCCUCAUAGUUUGUCUUAAUGCCUCUUUUGCUUUAUCCUACAUGAACUGUGCACUGGAUCCAGUCAUCUACUGCCACAUUAACGCUUGGUACCGUGACACCUUGAAAGGCACAACCAACUCAGUGGGGCUGACGAAAUUUAAGAUGAGUGUGAAGAAGAACAGAAAAAAAACUUAAUCUACCUGAGAAACUGUUUGUUACAUUCAUUGCAAUUGGGAGGGUGAAAAUAAAGUGUGUCUUAAAGAGAUACAUCACCUUAAAAUGAACAUUCAUUCAUCAAUUACUCACCCAUCAUGUUGAUCCAAACCUGUAUGACACUUAUGGAAAACUAAAGACAAUAUUUUGAAGAAUGUUUUAAUUAUUUUUGUCCAUUUAAGUCUAUUUAGGGCCCCAUUGUGUUCAUUGUAUUUUUCAAAAUAUAUUUUUUGUUAUACAUCAGUAGAAAGUCAUGAUGGAAGGAAAUGGACAUGAGGCAAAGAAAAUUGUGACAUAACUAUCCCUGAACAAUGACCUAAUGAAUUAUAAUUCUGCCUAUAGAAUGUCUAUAUGUUAUACUGUACACUGUUAUGCUUUUUGUACUAUUACACA
Pimephales promelas (fathead minnow) is the source of this 1608-nucleotide messenger RNA. RefSeq names its product hydroxycarboxylic acid receptor 1-4 (gene hcar1-4). Gene Ontology annotation, cellular component: plasma membrane. The record is from RefSeq and is a predicted model, not a curated record. Gene Ontology annotation, biological process: G protein-coupled receptor signaling pathway. Gene Ontology annotation, molecular function: G protein-coupled receptor activity. NCBI's taxonomy places the organism in Eukaryota, Metazoa, Chordata, Actinopteri, Cypriniformes, Leuciscidae.